AUGGAGCUCUUGACAAGAUCGUUAUAUUUCCGUGGCUAUGCAGCUGUCAAUAGGAUCUUUCCAACUAUUUCUUCGUCAAGAUUACUGGCAACUACUAGUACAAUAGUUGUUAAUGAUAGUCCCCUGCAAGUUUUACCAUCUAUAGAUCUUCCUGAACUAAUACAACGCAAAGCUAUCGAUCAUAUGCAAAAGAGUGACGAACCUUUUAAUAUUGUUAACAUCGGUGAUAUAGUCUACAAGAUUAAAACGUGGUUUUCCCUUCUGCCUCGUGUACAUUCUUAUUUCGCAAAUCCUGUGACUUUUCAUAAAUGUGAGUUUAUGAAAGGCGAAUGCGGCUGGAAACAAUUACGAGCUGUUGACUUUACCGACUGGGAACGUGAUGCUAAAAUAGGAAUGGUUCUCAAUUCCAAAUAUGAGAACAUUAAUGGCCAAUAUGCGAAUAUGAUUAGUCCCCCGAUGGUGAAAUCUCAUGAAGCAAAAUCAAUUAGGGUGCAAAUCUCAUUUGGAUACAAUGGUUCAUACACCGGAAAUUUAUACGUUAUGGUCAUGUAUCCGAAGUACAGUGAUAAAUUAAAAGUAAUCGAUACAAUCAACCCACAGUCGGCUUUACUUGGACCACUUACUAUUACACGUUAUCAAAUAUUCUUUUCUCCUCUAUAUACUGAUUAUCAGCACUCCGGUCGACUUAACGCUAAUACUUUGACACCAAAUAAAAUUUGGAGAAAUAACCGAACAACAAUUUAUUUCAAAACAAAAAUGGAGAGAAGCUCCGUAGAGCCGUCAGAGGUAUGUAGCAAUAUUAGCGGCGCUUUAGAUAAAGACUUUCCAAUAAAAGAUAAUAUACACAUUUUGGCAGAGCCUGAUCGCUACUUUGCCGAAACAGCCUUUACGUUAGUUGUUUGCGUAAUUGGCAAACGUAAAAUUUAUGGGAUUGAUCAGAAGAUUUCAGCUCAUAAGAAAUCUAGAAAUGAGGUCUGUAAUAAGGAAAUUUUUAAUUACUACGUUAAUGACGGACGUUAUGGAUCCUUUUCUGAAUUUUUAAUGAGCUAUGGAUGUCGAUAUCCAAAAGUUAACGGAAAAAAAUCUAAAAAAUUAUAUUCAACUUGUCUUUGGGGACCCACUGUUAGCGGGUCGGAUUGCAUAUUUCAUGAAUGCUACCUUCCUGAAGAAAGAGACUGCGCUAUAAAAGAUAUUUUAUGGACGAUCUUGAUAGAAAUGGGAGCCUAUACGUCAGUUCUAGCUACCAAUUUUAAUGGAUUUACCAGACCUGUUUCAUACUACGUCAUUGAUCAAAGGAUGUGGAACAUGGCAAAGGAUAAAUUGUUGGCAAAAUUCAAGGUUGCUCAUGAAUACUCACCGAAAAUAGACACAUUUAAUCAAAUUGAAUAUGAAACUCUUGAUAUGGAUAUGUAA
This is a messenger RNA of Trichoplax adhaerens, 1413 nucleotides long. RefSeq lists its product as uncharacterized. The record is from RefSeq and is a predicted model, not a curated record. Gene Ontology annotation, molecular function: ornithine decarboxylase activity. The transcript has 16 exons. Gene Ontology annotation, cellular component: cytoplasm. Bases 1 to 1413 code for a protein of 470 amino acids. NCBI's taxonomy places the organism in Eukaryota, Metazoa, Placozoa, Uniplacotomia, Trichoplacea, Trichoplacidae.